AUGGGCGGCGGUGGAGGUGGCAGCAGGGGCGUGAACGCCAUGCGGAUGUGUGGAGAGGACCAGAGGCUCCGCACUCCCGCGGUUCUGUAUAGCGAUUCUGGCAUGGCAACGAUUAUAUACAAAUUGGGACUGGUUAUACCAAGACGUGCACUGCAGGGCACCCGGCCACUGCCAUUUCCCUCCCCAGGGUAUCCGGGCCUGUACCCUCCUAAUUCAAGGUGCAGGUAUCUCAUAAUGAUGUCUAGUCCAGCAACGACGGGUACCAUCAAAUUCCUAGCCAUGGACCUUCCUCAAGAGAGAUGUGCCACCGAUUAUCUCGCCAUAUAUUCGGUGACCUCGACCUCGUCCCCUCUCAUCACGACGAUCUGCGGAGACGAUGCCAGAACCAUACAAUUUAAGGGCCCGAACGUCCUGGUCGAUUUCAGCACCGGGACCUUCCUCCCGCCCUACAAAUUCAGUGGUUUCCACGCGACGGUCGAUUUUGUGGACGUAUUAGGCAACCCGCAGGUACCACCGCCCACGCCGCCCCCGCCGCCCGACAGUACGCACAUCAUGAGUGAGUAUCGCGCUGGAGGGUCAUAG
Molecule: messenger RNA, 582 nt
Organism: Macrobrachium nipponense
Lineage: Eukaryota; Metazoa; Arthropoda; Malacostraca; Decapoda; Palaemonidae
Exons: 4
Coding region: 1-582 (193 amino acids)
Cellular component (GO): plasma membrane
Source: RefSeq, a predicted model, not a curated record